Molecule: messenger RNA, 1089 nt
Organism: Trichechus manatus latirostris (Florida manatee)
Lineage: Eukaryota; Metazoa; Chordata; Mammalia; Sirenia; Trichechidae
Product: olfactory receptor 4P4-like
Biological process (GO): G protein-coupled receptor signaling pathway
Cellular component (GO): plasma membrane
Molecular function (GO): G protein-coupled receptor activity; olfactory receptor activity
Source: RefSeq, a predicted model, not a curated record
AUGCUAACUUGUCACUUUUUUCCAGUUACACCUUCUGAGAAUUCACUGCAUCAGACCAUGGAAAACGUCAAUAACGUCACUGAAUUUAUACUUUUGGGACUUUCCCAGAACAAGAAGAUUAAAACUUUGUACUUUCUGCUAUUCUUAUUUUGUUAUAUAGCUAUUUGGAUGGGAAACUUGCUCAUAAUCAUUUCCAUCACAUGCAGUCAGUUAAUAGGCCAACCUAUGUAUUUCUUUCUUAAUUACCUUGCUUUCUCAGACCUGUGUUAUACCUCAACGGUGACACCCAAGCUACUCACCGACUUACUGAAAGAAAUGAACAGGAUUUCUUAUGCUAGCUGCAUGGCACAGCUUUUUGCUACACACUUCUUUGGGGGGAUUGAAAUCUUCAUCCUCACAGUGAUGGCCUAUGACCGCUACGUGGCUAUCUGCAAGCCCCUACACUACAUGGUCAUCAUGAGCAGGAGGAAACGUUAUAUAUUGAUCUUUGCUUGCUGUAUUGGGGCAUUUCUGCAUUCCUUUGUCCAGUGUCUCCUCACUAUCAACCUACCCUUCUGUGGCCCCAGUGAGAUAGAUCACUACUUCUGUGAUAUUUAUCCUUUGCUGAAACUGGCCUGCACUGACACAUACAGCAUAGGGAUCCUGGUUGUUGCCAAUUCAGGCAUGACAGGUUUGGUGAAUUUUGUUGUCUUGAUGCUGUCUUACUUCUUCAUAUUAUACACUAUCAGGGUUUACCCUGCUGAAAGCCGCAGCAAAGCUCUUUCCACUUGCAGUUCCCACAUAACAGUUGUGGUUCUAUUCUUUGUGCCUAUCCUGUAUAUUUAUAUUAGACCAGCCAUCACUUUUCCAGAAGAUAAAGUGUUUGCUCUUUUCUACACCAUCAUUGCCCCCAUGUUCAACCCUCUGAUCUACACUUUGAGAAACAUGGAGAUGAAGAAUGCCAUGAGGAAAGUGUGGUGCCAGAAUCCAUUUUCGAUUGGAAGGCAGUUAUUCUGAAAGGCAUAUCUACUCCUCAUUACACACCCUAUUCAAGUGAGUUUGCCCUACCGUAAGUUUAUUAAAGCAGAAACUGACUAUGAGAAACAUAAG